CAUCCCUGAGUCCCCCCUCCACCCCCAUCAGUGCUUCUCUCUGUUCGGGUAUCACUUCUCUUUCCUCUGCAUUCUGCUGCCUUCUCUCCAGGCAGCGUCCUUGAACCUCUCACUCCCUGCUCCACACACACCCCUCAGCCAGGGCAGGAUGGACCCCCUGCCUCUGCUCCUCUACCUGUGUGCAGUGCUGGCACUGAGCCGUGGAUUCAGCGUGGAUGUGGAGGGACCCAUCACCUUCCAGGAGGCAGCAGCGGGGUUUGGGCAGAGCGUGGUGCAGUUCGGAAGAGCCAAUGCUGGGGGGCUGAUUGUUGGGGCCCCGCUGCAGAUUGGAGAUGUGAAUGAAACCGGCAAAGUCUACAAGUGCGACCCGGGCUCCAGACGCUGCGAGGAGAUCCCCAUCCAGAGGCCCCCCGAUGCCAUGAACAUGUCCCUUGGUUUGUCUCUGGCUGCUCGAGGCUCCCAGUUCCUGGCAUGCGGCCCCACAUUGCACCGGGCCUGUGGGGAGAACAUGUAUGUCAAUGGCUACUGCUUCCUCCUGGACCAGAACCUCCGGCAGCUCCAGCACAUCCCAGACACCCAACCAGAGUGUCCCAAACAUGUCACGGACAUAGUGCUCCUCAUCGACGGCUCGGGCAGCAUCACACCUGUGGACUUUGGAAAAAUGAAGACGUUUCUCUCUGAGAUCAUGAAGCGUUUCCACAGCACCGACACGCAGUUCGCCCUCAUGCAGUACUCCAAUAAAUUUGAAUUGCACUUCGACUUCAUGGAGUACAGGAGAAGUCGCGACCCUGAUCGCCUUGUCCAGGGGGUUGAGCAGCUUCAUGGAACGACGCACACGGCCAGCGCCAUCCGGAAAGUGAUGCGGGAGCUGUUCACCUCUGGGAGAGGCGCUCGGGAUGAGGCCACCAAGGUUCUCAUUGUGAUCACAGAUGGGGAGAAAUACAAAGACCCGCUUUCUUAUUCAGAUGCCGUCCCCGAGGCUGAGAGAGCUGGAAUCAUCCGCUACGCCAUCGGGGUCGGACAGGCCUUCUCCAGUGAUACUGCCCAACAGGAGCUCCAUGUGAUCGCCUCUGAGCCCACCAAUGAGCACAUCUUCCGGGUGGACAGUUUUGAUGCCCUCCAGGGCAUCCAGAGCCAGUUGCAGGAGAAGAUCUUCGCCAUUGAAGGUUAUUCGUCUCAGGUCAUCACAGCCAAUGGGCAGAGCAGCUACGUGGUCGGGGCCCCUCGCUACCAACACACCGGCAAAGUCAUCCUCUUCAGUCAAGAUACCAAGGGUGGAAAAUGGACACCCAGAUCGGAGCAGUCUGGAGAGCAGAUUGGCUCGUAUUUUGGGGGAACACUGUGUGCUUUGGACCUCGACAGAGAUGGGAACACGGACCUGGUUCUAAUUGGAGCCCCCAUGUACUAUACAGCCCUUAAUGGAGGACGGGUCUAUAUCUGCCUGAUUAACUGGCUGGGGACGGUGCUGAUGUGCACCAAGACACUGCAAGGACAGACGGGUCAGGCAUUUGGGCACUUCGGGGCCAGCAUGUCCGAAAUCGGGGACAUCAGCGGGGACGGACAGAUGGACGUGGCCAUCGGGGCCCCAAUGGAGAAUGACAAUAGAGGAGCCUUAUACAUCUUCCAUGGGGAAAAGGGAGACCUCAGUCCCCAGUACAGACAGGUGAGCCCAGGGUCACUGUUUCCCAGCAGGCUGCACGUACUGCAGGCCGUCAGUGGCGGGACAGAUUUCUGACGGGGGAUGGGCUUGCCAGACAUCGCUGGGGCACAAGGGCAGGUCCUGCUGCUGAGGUCCCGGCCAGUGCUCAGAGUCAGGGUCUCCAUCAGCUUCCAGCCCCCCACGAUCCCCACCUCGGCCUUCAACUGCCAGGAGCAGGAGCAGCUCAACACAGAGGCCAGCAGGGCAGAGGUCUGCUUCACCGUCACUAAGAGCACCAUGGACAGCCUAGGCGACAGUAUCUCCAGCACCAUCCAAUACAGCCUGGCCCUGGACCCCAGGCGGACAAAGAUCCGAGCCGCCUUCGACUCCACCAGCCCCGUCCUGAGCAGGGAGCUGCAUCUCGGCAUUGAGACAAGAUGUGAGACGUAUCGGAUAAUGUUACCUCUCUGCCCAGAGGACACUCUGACCCCCAUCACCCUGCGUCUCAACUACACGCUGACAGGGGAGCCCAUCGCUGCCACCAGCCGCCUCAGACCCAUCCUGAGUGAGGACUCUGCACCAGUGUCUGCAGGCCUGCUCCCGUUUCAGAAGGACUGUGGCACGGAUGGCCGCUGCGAUGACCAGUUAGAAAUCUCCUUCAGUUUCUCUGGCUUGAGCACCCUGGUGGUGGGAGUCACCCCAGAACUCAACACCACUGUCUCCAUCCAGAACCGUGGGGAGAAUUCUUACAGCACCACAGUGCGGUUCUUCUACCCGGGCGCGCUGUCCUACCGCCGGGUCCUGCUGCUCCAGUCUAACAGGAGGGCCGUGGCCGUUAAGUGCAGCUCAGCUGUGGGCUCCGAGGAGCAGACUCAGAGGAACAGCACCUGCCAUGUCAACCACCCCAUCUUUGGGAGCGGGGCCGAGGCCGUCUUCAUCGCCACCUUCGACGUCUCCUCUGAGGCCGACCUGGGGGACAGGCUGCAGAUCAUGGCCAAUGCCAGCAGUGACAACGGCAGCCCCAUCACUGAGCGCAUGAUUCACCGGGCGGAGCUGCCGGUCAAGUACGGCAUCUUCAUCAUCCUCACCAGCCUCGAGAAGUCGACCAAGUACGUCAACUUCUCCUCCAACGAGGCAGGGACAAGGGUGCCAGUGACACAUCGGUAUGAGGUCAAGAAUCUGCGGCAGCGAAGUGUCCCCAUAUUGGUCACAUUCCAGUUCCCCGUGGAGCUGAGCGGGGUCCGGGUGUGGGACGUCUCUGAGGUCGUCCCCUCCAAGCCCCAGCUGGCCCAGUGCACCAGUGAGGCUGAAACGCCGGGUUCAAAGGACUUUGUGAAGCAGAUGAGCAAGCGCCCCCUGCUGAACUGCUCUGUGGCCACCUGUAAGAAGAUCCGGUGCAGAAUUGCCUCCCUGGAAAUGCAGCAGCCACUGGAGUUCAUGAUCAAUGGGAAUGUGAGCUUCCAGUGGGUCUCCCAGACUCAGCAGCAGAAAGUGAGUCUUGUGAGCGAGGCCCAGAUUGAAUACGAGGAGGAGAAAUACACCCAGAAGGAGGGAUUCGUCCAGCGCCAGGUGCAGACGGUGGUGGAGCGCUCCGAGGUCUAUAACUACCUGCCCAUCAUCGUGGGCAGCAGUGUGGGGGGCCUGGGCCUGCUGGCUCUCAUCACUGCAGCCCUCUACAAGCUCGGCUUCUUCAAGCGCCAGUACAAGCAGAGGCUGGAGGAUGGUGUGGAGGGCGAGGGGCCUGGACCAACCCAAAGCACAACCACUGGAAACCUCCCUGCUUCCGAUGCCCCCAAACAAUAGCCCCCCAUGCGCCAAUGCCCCUGGCUUCACCCCUGUCUGGGAUGCUUCAUCCCCGCCCCAUAAUGUUGUCACCUCCAAGACGCAGAAAAAUUGGUCACUGGCAACCCUCCCACCAACAAAAUGCAUCCCAGUGCCAACUAGAGCCGAUCGUUACUCAAAUUAGGCUUGGAAGAAUUCUCUUGAUAUUUUUAUAAUUUUUAUGGAGAACAUUGAAGUUAAUUUUAGGCAUUUUUUUUAAAGUUCCACUUGUUGGGAUAUGUUAGGGUUGACUAACAGACAUGGGAAGCUGCUAAUGUGCUGACACGGCAUUAGGGGACAAAGGCAUACAUAGGCUGUAAUUUUUUGUUUAAUAAAUAAGUCGCCAUAUUUUUCCCCCAUUGCUUGUAAGAAUUUAGAAGAAUGCAGCUGCAUGAGAAAUGUAGCAGCUGAAUAAUGCCCUUUGUGUAAAGAAAUAUUUCCCCGUCCCUUCCUUUUUCAGCUACAUAAACCAGCCCUGGCUUAUGGCCCCUUCCUCCCUCCCCUGAGAAUUACUGACCAGGGAGAUUUGUGCAGGGCCGCCCGGGGGGGGAGCAAGUGGGGCAAUUUGCCCCAGGC
Chelonoidis abingdonii (Abingdon island giant tortoise) is the source of this 4036-nucleotide messenger RNA. NCBI's taxonomy places the organism in Eukaryota, Metazoa, Chordata, Testudines, Testudinidae. The record is from RefSeq and is a predicted model, not a curated record.